AUGGUGGUCUACGCCAGCAACGACAUCGUGUCGGACCAUAUCAAGGGGGACACACACCAAUGGGAGUCGCAAGAAACCAAGGAGAUGAUGGUGGCCCUGCGCUCCCCCGUCCCUGCCAGCCCCCGUGAUUCGAAGCACCCCGCCAGAUGGGUCAAAAAGGAGGCCCCCCUUGUGGUGGACGUCGGCGCCAACAUAGGAUGGUUCACGCUGAAAGCGGCCGAGGCGGGCGCCAGGGUCGCCGCCUUUGAAGCCAUGGCCAGCAAUAUCCAGCUGGUGCGGACGUCCCUCUGCGCCAACCCCGGGCUCAUGGACCGCGUCGCGCUGUACAACACAGGGCUGGGCACCCAGCGUGCCACCUGCUCCAUCAUCAGUGAUGUCAGCAACAUGGGAGACGGUCACACCAUAUGUGACAAGGACACAAAAGACGUCAUCAAGCAAUGGAAGUCUGAGUUUGGGCGUGACUACGUGGUGCGGGGUGAGAUGAGAGUGAGGCGGCUGGACUCACUCAUUGAGGAGGACGUGCAGUUCAUGAAGAUCGACGUCGAGGGCUUUGAGGCGGAGGUGCUCAAGGGCGCGGCACAGCUGCUCGACAACCACAACGUCUGGUUCAUCGCUGCAGCGUGCAACCACAACAAGCUUAAAGAAGCUGGAAAGGCAGAAUACCUCAAGUUCCUGAACGACCAGGGGUAUUACAUCUCAACACAGGGCUUCCAGGGCCCCUUCAUCAACAUUGAUGACAUCGAAGCCGGCCGACCCAGUUCACUGCCAUCCCAUUCACUCUACUGCGUCAAGAAGCUGCUGAUUGAUGCAGCAGGCGGCCCGAACAAGCGGCGGCCGUCAGACGUGGCAAAGAGCUAG
Messenger RNA from Monoraphidium neglectum, 858 nucleotides. RefSeq lists its product as hypothetical. The record is from RefSeq and is a predicted model, not a curated record. Lineage: Eukaryota; Viridiplantae; Chlorophyta; Chlorophyceae; Sphaeropleales; Selenastraceae. Bases 1 to 858 code for a protein of 285 amino acids. The transcript is spliced from 9 exons.